Phytophthora infestans T30-4 is the source of this 1079-nucleotide messenger RNA. Its product is annotated as trans-1,2-dihydrobenzene-1,2-diol dehydrogenase, putative. Gene Ontology annotation, molecular function: nucleotide binding. The transcript has 2 exons. The coding region runs from base 1 to 993 and encodes 330 amino acids. The record is from RefSeq and is a predicted model, not a curated record. Lineage: Eukaryota; Oomycota; Peronosporomycetes; Peronosporales; Peronosporaceae.
AUGGCUACCAACACUCCUUUGCGCUGGGGCAUUCUCGGCUGCGGACGCAUCUCCCACACGUUCGCCAGCAAUGUAAAGCCACUUAAAACCGCCAUUUUCCACGCGUGCGCAGCUCGUUCACUGGAUAAAGCGCAAGAGUUUGCCAACAAACACGUCGUACGAAACGACCCCGAGGUGGAUAUAGUGUACAUUGGCACACUCCACCCGACGCAUUGUGAGCUUGCAUUAUUGGCAUUGAACCAUGGCAAACAUGUUCUGGUGGAAAAACCCAUGGCCAUGAGCGCGAAAGAGGCCGAAACAGUCAUCACACUAGCGCAACAGAAACGCCUCUUCUUCAUGGAAGGCAUGUGGGCGCGGUUCUUCCCCGCAGUUCGCUUUGUGCGCCAAGUCAUCGAUAAAGGCGGCAUUGGCGACGUGCAUCACAUGCACUCGGCCUUCGGAGUGGCAUUCAAAGCCGACAAUGACCGUAUCUGGAAGAAAGAACUGGGCGGCGGUGGGUUAUUGGACAUUGGUAUCUACGUGUUGGCAACUGCCACGAUGGUGUUUGGGUUUAAACCCGAGAAGAUCUCGUCGGCUGGGAAACUCAAUGACGAAGGAGUGGACGUGUACAGUUCCAUCACGCUCGAGUACAGUGGUCAGCGCUUCGCUACGCUUGAGUACUCGACACUCGCGAAGAUCAGUGAGACGGUGACGAUCACUGGCACUAAAGGGCGGAUCUUUAUCCACCCGCCGGCACACGCGUCGAUGGAGAUCUCGGUCGCCACGUACGACGAAAGCGGCAAGGAGACGGAGAAGACGUCGCGCUUUCCGUGGCCGACACCAAGUGACCAUCACUCGGGCUUCCUCUACGGAGCUGAAGCUGCCACGGAGGCUAUCCAACGCAACGAGAUCGAAUGCAUUGAGUACUCACAUGCUGAGUCGCUGGGGAUCAUGAACAUCAUGGACAAAAUCCGCAAGGACCUUGGACUUGUUUACCCCGCUGACGAGCCGUAGGAGUUGCCAGGGUGGCGAACUCAGCUUGAUUACUCUUUACAUGUAGCUGCAUCAACAUGGACAUUGUCGUUGCUUGAGCAUUGCCU